CUGUCUUCCAAUGGCCGCGAAAGAGCUCGUCGAGAUUUUGCUUCAAGUGAGCGAAAAAUCCGCCAAGAUUGCGCGAGCAUGGCGCUGUCAGGAGGAGCUUUUUGAAUUAAUGGUUGAGGAAAAAGCAGAGAAGGAGAAGAAUGAGCGGUUUGUUCGUGAUUUUAAAACGCUGGCCGACGUUCUGGUACAGGAAGUAGUAAAGCAUGAUGUUUCGCUGAAAUUUCCUGAACUGAGAGACCAUAUUUUGGGCGAGGAAUCCAACAUAUUCAAAAACAGCUUUGGCCAAGAAAUUCGAAUUGAGGUUCGAGAAGACUCGGAAUCUACUUCAAGACAUCUGACUACAGUUUUGUGCGGAAAUGAGAUUGCUGCUCGACUGCUGGCAGAGCUCAUUCAUACUGAUAUCGUAUUGGAAACGGAAGAAAUAAAAGUAAUGGAGGAGCAGUUGGAUUUUGAGCUUCCCCUGAAUGAGUUAGGAAUCUGGAUUGAUCCAAUCGAUUCUACAUCAGAGUACCUCAAAAAUUCUCCAGGGAAGGAAGUUGAUGGCAUUGUAGUUUCAGGUUUACCUUGUGCUACUGUUUUAAUUGGAGUAUUUCAUCUUGAAACUGGUGUACCUGUGGCUGGUGUGAUCAAUCAGCCAUUUUCUACGCUAAUCCAAGAGAAUACAACCUCAAGACGUUGGAAUGGAAGGAGGCUCUGGGGAGUAAAUCAUGCUGGACAUGCCUGUUAUUCCCUGGGAAAUAAAAGGAAAUCCAAUAAAGCAUCAACAGAUACCCAAAUUAGCAGUACUUUUAAGGUAACAAUAAGUGGAAGUGAAAGUGAAAAUGUGAAGGAGACUCUAAUGUCUUCAGGAAUUAGAUUAUUUCCAAGUUCAGGUGCUGGCAACAAACUCCUUCAUGUUAUUGAUGACAAUGUUGACUUCUAUGUCCUUUCCAGUGCCUUUUCCUUCAAGUGGGAUACCUGUGCAGCGCAUGCAAUUUUGUGUUCCAUGGGGGGAGGGGUGGUAGGUUAUAAGGAAGCCCUGUUAUUGAAAUCAACUACAAAAGAAAUUGAUAAGAUAAGUUUUGAUAAGUGUGAACUAAAAUACAACAAACCUGAUGAUGGUAUUGCGAAGAAAUGGAGUAAUAGCAGUGGACUGAUAGCUUUUAAAUCUCAUCAAAGAGUUUUUGAGCUCUUAGAAUGUUUUGGUUCAUAAGGCAGACAAUUAUCAAAACAGAAAGAGAUAUGAAUUAAGCCUUUAACCCCGAAAAGUGACUGGUUUCUAAUUUCUCCAAACAAUAUCAUCACUUAAUCACACAUUAAUGUCGUGAGAAUAAAGGAAAUGAUCACCAAAAAAAGCAACUCUUGAUUAUUAGACAAAUUCUCCUUUUGCAGCACAUUAGUAAAUGUACAGAGAACAGUAUGGAGAGUAUGAAUACUGAUGUUAGGGUGUAAAGGGUUAAGAGGCUAGAUUGUGUUAAUUCAGGUAGUUCUGUGUAUUUUCAACAGCCAAGACCAAUUGCAGCUUUUAUUCAAGUUGAAAUAGGUUUGAGCCAAAUACUUUUGCAAAUUUACUUUUUUGGAACAAUUGUUUUUUAUUGCUCUUCUGAUAAUUGCACCUUUGGUUACAGAUAUAUACUUUGUGUACAAAUGUCAAUUCAAAUUUCUUUUGUUGGCCUAUCAGAAAAGCAUUCUAUGUAAUGCUAGAAAAAAUGCUGGCAGUUGAAUUGGCAAUUGUACAUGCAGUAAACACCCAUAUUGAUGUACAAGUAUUGUAUUGUUAAGAUCAGUUUUGAAUUCAUAUCAAAUACAUGGGGUUUUGUUAUAGAGCAGUGUUCAUAUUACUUAGGAAUUAUUUAUUUUAAUGUAUUUGAAAUGUUUGUGAGAAGUUAGCUGGCAUGACUUCAUAGAUGAGCAUAAUAAAGUUUCCCAUUUAUAAUACUCAAGACAUACAGUUUGGGUUGACUAGCAUUUUGUUUCAGUCUCCUUUAACAAGGAAUGACACAUAUAUAGUACAUAGAUAGUAAUAUAGUUCUUUGUUUAUAUUAUGGGAAUCAGAAGUUGACAAAAUCUUGAGAAAAUCAGUGAUGCUCAGACAAAGAUGUGCCUGGAUUGCAGAGAGAAUUAUGGUAAUAAUUAUUGUAAAUCAUAGUUUGUAAAUUUAGUAACAGCAAUACAUGUAUAUGGGAAAUUUUUAAUAAAAAGAGGGUCAUUUCUUUUU
Molecule: messenger RNA, 2197 nt
Organism: Pocillopora damicornis (cauliflower coral)
Lineage: Eukaryota; Metazoa; Cnidaria; Anthozoa; Scleractinia; Pocilloporidae
Product: inositol polyphosphate 1-phosphatase
Molecular function (GO): inositol-1,4-bisphosphate 1-phosphatase activity
Source: RefSeq, a predicted model, not a curated record